AAACGUGAUACAAGUUAUGUUAGAGCUAAGAUGUUAGACAAAAUGGAUGCCAUAUAUCCAUUUCAGUUUUUUGCAGCUUUAGGUGAUAUUGAAACUGUUUUUAAUGAUACAUCAAAAUGGACAG
Molecule: messenger RNA, 124 nt
Organism: Funneliformis geosporum
Lineage: Eukaryota; Fungi; Glomeromycota; Glomeromycetes; Glomerales; Glomeraceae
Source: the annotation of a GenBank genome assembly